Messenger RNA from Phialemonium atrogriseum, 1098 nucleotides. RefSeq lists its product as uncharacterized. The coding region runs from base 190 to 876 and encodes 228 amino acids. The transcript is spliced from 5 exons. Lineage: Eukaryota; Fungi; Ascomycota; Sordariomycetes; Cephalothecales; Cephalothecaceae. The record is from RefSeq and is a predicted model, not a curated record.
AGCUGAUUCAGGGAACCACUCGGACAGGUACCUAGGCACUCAAGUUUCUGUGAGGUUUGUCUCUUCCUCCUUCUCGGAUUUCCGCCUCUGCCACAGCCCACGACGUCCUCCGGGGACGAAAUCUCUCGACCUAGCAGCAGACGACAUCAAUUUUCAAGAUCGAAACACAGUGGCAUAGAGUUUAGGAGAAUGGCUCCUAUGAGCAUCAUCGGCAUGAGCAACGGCCAGGGCGGCACGCGUCCUGGUAUUCAGGGUACUAACGGGGACCCCUCCGACUGGUGGGAUGACGAGAAUGGCGACUUGACGAUCCAGCACCAGAACUGCAUGUGGAACGUCCACAGUGCCAUUGUCAAAGAGUCGGGCUGGUUCCGGGCCGCGACCCAGGACAUCCGCUUCAAUGGCGUGCUUGACGUUCCCUCGUUUGGCGAAGUGAAGACCGCGAAUAUCUUGCACGAGGUCCUUGCCUUCCUGCAUACCGGAGAAUUCGCCUGCAACGUUUGGGAGGAAGUUCCGUCCUUCCUUACGUGCAUCCAUGCAUACUUUGUCGCCGAAUUCUUCGAGAUCGAGGCUCUGAAGAAGGAAAUGGUUUCGCGAAUCAAGAACCUCUCCAAGAUCGUUAUCUCCAUCUACGGCAAGGACCGAAAGCCGCUGUGGCAGAUCGGCGAGACCGAGGAGAAAACCCAUCUGCGCUCCUUCCUGCGGGCCGUCACUGAGACGGAGACGAAGUUCGACUGGCGUGCGAAGUUGCAGAAGGCCCUCUACGAUUCUGGAGAACGGAUGGCGGCCCGCCUUCUGGAACUGCCCGAGUUCCAGGAGUUCGUUGCCACCGAGAUUGGCAAGAACUUUUCUCGAGCAAUUGGUCUCCGGGACUUUUGAGAGGACUGCUCCUGGAAUCGGAUUCCGUUGAAGAUGCGUUGGCAAUCCCCGUCUAGCUGAUCGUAGAGUUUACCUUUUCAGGGGAUUUCUCAGGGUUAGACAUACAGGGAUAAGUGCUAUUGGCAGCUCUAUUCAAACAAUGGAAUCGUACAGAAGGCCCAUAGGAGGAAUGGCUAUCACAGAAACUCGCCUGUCCCAGCUCUUUCAACCACAAACUUCUUU